AUGUUGUCCCCCUCGACCGGCUCAGUCAAGACAUUGCCUGACUCAUACGUGUGGCCUGAAUAUUAUGAGGUCUACUCUGGUAGUGACCAGCCAUCUAUUCCGGUUAUCGACCUCAUGGAUCCAAAUGCCACAGAACUCAUUAUCCAGGCAUGUGAAACAUGGGGAAUUUUCCAGUUGAUAGGUCAUGGGAUUCCUAGAAAGCUUGUGGAGGAUGUAGAAUCUGAGGUUCAUAGUUUGUUUGCUCUCCCAGCUGACCAAAAAUUGAAGACAUUGCGGACUUCGGGCGGGGCUAGUAGCGGAUACGGUAACCCGCCGUCGCAGGCCUUGCUUCCCCGGAAACUGUGGUAUGAAGGGUUUACCAUCAUGGGGUCUCCAGUUGAUCAGGCUAGGGUGCUUUGGCCUCAUGACUAUCAAGGGUUUCGUAAUACAAUGAAUGGUUAUCAGAAGCAAGUAAAGGCCUUAGUAGAGCAACUAAUCCGCAUCAUCUUCAAAUUCUUAAGCAUUUCUAAAGAAGAAGUGAAUUGGUUUGAUGAUCCAAGUAAUACGUGCAAUGCUGCUUUACAGCUAAAUUCUCAUCCUCCUUGCCCUGACCCGACUCGAGCUGUAGGUCUAGCACCACACACUGACAGUUCCUUAUUUACCAUACUGCACUCCUGGAUCGAGGGUCUCCAAAUCUUUAAAGACGGAGUUGGGUGGAUUACGGUACAGCCCAUUCCUGAUGCACUGACCAUGAACCUUGGUGAUUUCCUCCAUAUUCUGUCCAAUGGUCGAUUUGUUAGUGUUCUUCAUCGUGCGGCGGUGAACCAAAAGUACCAUCGGAUCUCAGUCGCCUACAUCCGUUCGCCUCCAACAAACUUUAUCGUCUCCCCGCUCCUCUCUAAGACCUUUGCUGACUCCGGACAAGUUCCUAAGUAUCAUCCCGUCACAUUGAAGGAGUGUCGUGGUCUAAAGGCUAAGCAUUUUCAAGCGGCUCUUUCUUUUGUUAAAACUUAA
Rosa chinensis is the source of this 993-nucleotide messenger RNA. RefSeq names its product gibberellin 3-beta-dioxygenase 1. Bases 1 to 993 code for a protein of 330 amino acids. Lineage: Eukaryota; Viridiplantae; Streptophyta; Magnoliopsida; Rosales; Rosaceae. Gene Ontology annotation, molecular function: gibberellin 3-beta-dioxygenase activity. Gene Ontology annotation, biological process: response to light stimulus; gibberellin biosynthetic process. The transcript has 2 exons. The record is from RefSeq and is a predicted model, not a curated record.